GUCCACUUCCACCGAUUUCCGCCGUCGCUCCCAGCAAGAUGGGUCAUGCAGCGGUGCGCCGGUCCUGCGCUGUCUGCCUUCAGCGGUGAUGUCUCACCACUUGGUGCUGACGAGAGGUCAAGUUUAUGUGGGACGUGUUUGGCUUCACGCGACUUCUCGAAGCGCCACAUGGAGAACUGAUGCGGUUCGAUCCCUUCCAGGCGCCGUUCACGGCGGGUCACGGACGGCUGGUCUGCAGGCCAGGACCUUCGCCACGGACCUCACGGCGGAGGCGGAGGAGGCCGGAUCCUACAGCGGUGCUGGCAGCUCGAGCGGGCUGACACGCAAGGAGGUUGAGGAACUGCUGAAGGACCUUCGCAACACCAGACCAGCCGAGGAUGAUGAUGAGGCCCACCAGGAACAAUGUGCACGUCUGGAAAAGGCAGCUCCAGAUCUUCAGCGCCACCUCAUCACUGGCGAGCUCCCUCUUCGUCUCCAGCUGCUGCGGCGUGUGGCUGAGCUUGGGACGAUUCCAGGAAGACCGAUGCCCUACGCGCUUUACAUGUUGAUCUUCUUAGAGGAGUAUGCCAAGAUGAUCGAAACCCUCCGCGAUGGCGAGACGAUCAUGGACCGCGCCCAGGAGCUUCGGGAGGUCUUGCUGUGCUUCCAUCGUGCUGGUUUGACUCCUGAGCGCUUGAAGCUCCUCUACUCGCACAUCGAGAGGGACUUCCCUCGCUUCGAGGCGGCAGGCGCUCUUCUUCCCAUGGCGAACGCCGUGAGCCUUUGCCAUACGAUGUUGGCCACGGGGCUCAGCUCUCCCGGAGCUGUGGUGGUGUUGUUGCGCUCCGCGUCGCGGACGCCGCUCAUGGAGGUGGCGGACGAUGCCAAGGAGUUGCGGCUCUUGAAAGCCAUCGAGCUUCUGAUCCGAGUGGAUUUUCUCUACACACAGGAGCAACUGCCGCCUGAGGUGGCCGAAUACAUCGCCCUGGUGAGGGAUUUGCGCUUCUACGAUCGCGAGCUGCGUCGGGACACGGCGCUUUCUUAUCAAAUGGCCUUCUUCUUGCGAAAGCACGGCUUUCCCGCCAAGCGCAAGAUGCUGGGGCCAUACCCGCUGAAGAUCUGUGACCCCGAUGAGCGGAUCAACUUCGAGCCGGUGGAGGAGCGCAGCUGGAGAUUUGGUCUCUUAGAGGAACCACCUUCGCGAAAGAAGCGCCAUCUGGAGGCCGUGGCCCUUGGGCUCGGCGAAGGGUGGCUGCAGCAUCCUGGAAGAGCCUGCCGGACUACGACGCGAAGGCCAAGUUCAUCCGGCAGUUGCUGAAGGACAACGAGCUAUUGACACUCUGAGAAUCAAGUCGACGGCUGUCCUGACGGCUGUGCGCAAGAAAAAAUGUUUUGGUUCGUGCCUUUGGGGCGCAACU
Durusdinium trenchii is the source of this 1397-nucleotide messenger RNA. The record is from the annotation of a GenBank genome assembly. Lineage: Eukaryota; Dinophyceae; Suessiales; Symbiodiniaceae.